Messenger RNA from Carica papaya (papaya), 1495 nucleotides. Its product is annotated as transcription factor bHLH14-like. The record is from RefSeq and is a predicted model, not a curated record. Gene Ontology annotation, molecular function: transcription cis-regulatory region binding; protein dimerization activity; DNA-binding transcription factor activity. Gene Ontology annotation, biological process: regulation of DNA-templated transcription. Lineage: Eukaryota; Viridiplantae; Streptophyta; Magnoliopsida; Brassicales; Caricaceae. Gene Ontology annotation, cellular component: nucleus.
AUGGAAGAUCUUGUUUCCUCCGCUUCUUUGUCUUCUCUCAUGUCAGUCUGCCAAGAAUCCUCACCCACGAAUACUACUACUCUUCAACAACGUCUCCAGUUCAUCGUGCAAAGCCGACCUGAAUGGUGGGUUUACUCGAUUUUCUGGCAAGCAUGCAAGGAUGCUAAUGGCCAGCUCUCUUUAUCAUGGGGUGAUGGUUUUUUUCGUGGAACUAAGGCCAGCAAGAAGCUGUCAAAGCAAAAUAGAUUCGGGUUUAAUCUGGAGAGAAAGAAGUUGAGCAGAGAGAUCCAUGCUCUGUUCACUGAGGAGAUGGAGAUGGACAGACUUGAGGAAGAUGGAGAUGUGACUGACUAUGAGUGGUAUUACACUGUGUCGUCAGUGGGUCGAACUUUUGGUGUAGAAGAUGGUGGAAUUCUUGGCAGGAGUUUCAGUUGUGGGACUUUUCUUUGGUUAACUGGUGAUCAUGAGUUACAGCUUUAUGAUCAGUGUGAGAGAGUUAGAGAGGCUCGUGCUCAUAGAAUCCAGACUUUGGUCUGUGUCGCAACUCCUUGUGGAGUUGUUGAAUUUGGUUCUUCAGAUAUGAUCAAAGAGGACUGGGGCAUGGUGCAGUUAGCCAAAUCACUCUUUGCUAAUUCUGAUAUUCCCAGCUUCUUGUCCUGCAGGCAAAAUGAAGCUGAACAACAGCUAAUUGAUCACCUUCCUGCUAGUCGCAUUAUUAGUCCUUUCCUGGGUACUGCAAUUCUUCCUGCAACUACAACAACAACUGGAGAAAUCAAGAAAGAAGUGACAAUCGGGUUAGGGCGUUCAUCUUCAGAUUCCGGCCCUUCUGACUCUGACGGCCAUUUCAAUGUUCAGGUGAAGAAAAGAGGAAGAAAGCCCGUCAAUGGCUGCUCAGAUUCACCUCUAAACCACGUUGAAGCUGAACGACAACGUCGGGAGAGACUCAACAACAGAUUCUAUGCACUAAGAUCAGUAGUCCCUAACGUCUCGAAAAUGGACAAAGCAUCUUUGUUGUCUGACGCAGUAACCUACAUCAAAGAACUCAAGGCCAAAAUUGGAGAACUUGAAGCCAAACUUCAAGCACAAUCCCAGAACCGAGGUGCAGCCAGAUUAUGUUACGACAACCAGAGCACAACAUCAUCUACGGGUGAUUACGCACGAGCUGCAGGUCAAAGCUACGGAACUAGUACUGAAGUUGACGUUAAGAUUGUUGGCUCAGAAGCUCUGAUUAGGGUGCAGUCUCCUGAUAUGAACUACCCAGCUGCAAGAAUGAUGGAUGUGUUAAGAGAACUUGACUUUCAGAUUCAUCAUGUCAGUGUUUCCUGUGUUCAAGAACUUGUUCUUCAAGAUAUUGUGAUUAGAGUUCCUGAUGGAAGCAUAAGUGAAGAUAUCAUGAGAACUGCUAUCUAUCAGAGGUUAUUGCAUUAACCAAUAUUAUCAACCUUAAUGAUCUUCCUAUUAUCUACUCUUUAAUCUUGUUGUUCAUGUUCACCAA